Messenger RNA from Elaeis guineensis (African oil palm), 486 nucleotides. The record is from RefSeq and is a predicted model, not a curated record. Lineage: Eukaryota; Viridiplantae; Streptophyta; Magnoliopsida; Arecales; Arecaceae.
AUGGAGAGCCAUGGAGAGGAUGGGAAGCAUCCGUGCACGGCCAACCUGGUGGAAGCCAAGGGAAAUCUUUGGAGCACCGAGAUUCCAAUCGGGGUGGCGAAGCUGAUGUUGGAGGCCCCAAGUCACCCGAUGGCGCUUGCUGAGGAGGUGGUGAGGACACAAUGCAUGUCCGAUCUGUGGGCUGACGAGAAGUUGCGGCCCGAAGAGUUGUACUUGCUACUUUCAGUGGAGCAGAUCGGAUCCAAGCUUUCCAAUCAGCAAAUGGCGGUCAUUGUUGGGGCCGUCAAAGAUGGAAGGAGGAAGGGGAAGAAGGGCUAUGGAUCUGGGAAUCGGGUGUUUUCGAAGGCAGCCAGUCGGAAGGAGGAAGAGAAGAAGGGAGGGAAGAAGGGGUUUUUGGAUGGGAAGUUCACCAAAUUUCUCGAUCAAAGAAUUGGUGGUUACCGGCAGUGGAGACCCGUGCUUGACACCAUCCACGAAUCCAAUUAG